Camponotus floridanus (Florida carpenter ant) is the source of this 6152-nucleotide messenger RNA. RefSeq names its product mediator of RNA polymerase II transcription subunit 14 (gene MED14). The coding region runs from base 116 to 4810 and encodes 1564 amino acids. The record is from RefSeq and is a predicted model, not a curated record. Gene Ontology annotation, biological process: regulation of transcription by RNA polymerase II. Gene Ontology annotation, molecular function: transcription coregulator activity. Lineage: Eukaryota; Metazoa; Arthropoda; Insecta; Hymenoptera; Formicidae. The transcript is spliced from 24 exons. Gene Ontology annotation, cellular component: mediator complex; core mediator complex.
GGACGCUCACCUGUCUAUCGCGAUGCUCAGUCCAGUGUAUACGUCGAUGGUUUCCACUGCCCCUUAAUGAUAUUUUUUAUUCAAUGAUUUCGUAGCAUUUCGUAACAACAUCAAAAUGGCGCCAGUACCUUUAGAAGAUCAUCAGACUCCUGUCACGAAUAAUAUACCGCAAGAGGGUAAUCGUGGGGGAUCUAUCUCCUUAGGCAUGCUCAUAGAUUUUAUAAUACAACGAACAUAUCAUGAACUCACUGUUCUUGCUGAACUAUUGCCUCGUAAAACAGAUAUGGAACGCAAAAUUGAAAUUUAUAAUUUUUCUGCUCGAACGAGACAAUUAUAUGUUCGUUUAUUGGCAUUAGUAAAGUGGGCGAACAGUGCAUCUAAAGUGGAUAAGUCUACACAUAUUAUGGCAUUUUUAGAUAAACAAUCAUUGCUCUUUGUUGAUACUGCGGAUAUGUUGGCAAGAAUGGCUCGUGAAACUUUGGUGCAUGCUAGACUUCCAAAUUUUCAUAUCCCUGCAGCUGUAGAAGUACUUACUACUGGCACUUAUGGUAGAUUACCAGCCUGUAUUAGAGAAAGAAUAGUGCCUCCAGAUCCUAUAACAGCUGCAGAAAAGAGAAGCACACUGCAAAGAUUGAAUCAAGUUAUUCAACAUAGAUUAGUCACUGGAAAUUUAUUGCCACAGAUGCGUAACUUGAAGAUUGAAGCAGGAAGAGUGACAUUUCUUGUAGAGCAAGAGUUUUCAGUAUCUCUUACAGUUAUGAGUGAUGGACCAACAGUUCCAUGGAGAUUGUUAGAAUUGGAGAUUUUGGUUUCAGAUAGGGAAACUGGUGAUGGAAAAGCAUUAGUGCAUCCCUUGCAAACUCGAUAUGUACAUCAGGUUAUUCAAUCACGAUUGGCUGAAAGUACCAAUCCAUUAUCAGAAGUGUAUUAUAUCUUGCAUUAUUUUUGCCAGUCAUUACAGUUAGAAGUUUUAUUUUCUCAAACAUUAAGGCUAAUUCAGGAUAGAUUAGAUGAUCAUAUUCAUGUGGAUGAAUAUGUACCUGGCAAAUGUCUCUCUGUAUCUUAUUGGAGGGAAUUAACGAAUAAAGAUCCACGAUCAGAACUUGGGUACAAAUUGACCAUUCAAGUAGAUCAGCAUGAUCCUGCGAGGCCUCUUGCAGUUGUACACAUUCCGUCAUUAGGUAGUAAGGAAAGUGAAAUAGCACAUAGAGCCAUUAGAUCUGAUCAGUUAUCAAUGGAAUGUUUACUUGUGCAUACAAUUUAUAUUCGGACGCGAAGUCGUCUCUCCGAAUUGAAACAAGAAUUACAAACAAUGCUGAAGGACGUCGAAUGUACUUUAGCAGGAUCUCCAGCUAUUUUGUCAGUACCGAUAUUACAACCGUGUUUACGUGCUGAGCUUCUAUUAGUUACAGUUGAUACUCAUACUGGUAUGUUACAAUGUCAUAUCCCUCAAUAUGAUGCGCCUCUUGUACCAGAAUUAACAGCAGCUUUGAAUGGGGAUCAUUCGCGUCUUCCGACACUUAUAUCUGAAUUGAGAUUUUGGAUAACACAAAGACGUUGCGAGAAAACAUUGCAGCAUUUAGCCGCUACUCCUCAUGAACGUUUGCCUGUCUUACAUCAUCCAGAUCACCCUAUGUCUAAGAUUAGUAGACACCGCAUGUUUGUGCAAUUGCAUAGACAUCCUAAUGUUAUACUGAUUGUUGCGUUCAAAGAAAAAGAAAAUUCACCAUGUGAAAUAGAGUGUUCCUUCUAUCUCGCUGUAGUGAAGCAUAGUUCCAUUGAAGAUGAUCCGCACGAUGAUAGUAUAGAAACAGAAAUACCAAAAAUGUAUCUAAAAGUUCAGAGUCUUAUUGAGUUUGAUACUUUUGUCAUUACACACGGGCCGUUUACAAGUGUCGACAGUGGGAAUAAUGAUCAAGAUGGGGGGUGCAUUACAGAAGUGGUGGAGACGACGAUGAGCAACAAACGUAGAAGCACUGGAAUCGGAGGAAGGACAGACGCGGUGGGAACAUCACAGAAUAGAAGAGCGAAACAUCCGGCUUACUUCAUUCCGGAAUUGGCGCAUGUUGUCGCUCUAUGCGACGAACGGAUACCAUUCGUAACUCUAGCUCAAGAACUUACUAGACGAGAGAUAGCUCAUCAAGGGUUACAGGUCGAAGCAAAUGCCACAGCAUUGGUACUUAAACUUGUACAAUUACCUGCGCCAUCGCCGACUAUCGCUACAAGCAGUGCUUGGCACGCUCUUCUCAAAAGGUUACUAAGUGUUUCGAUUAGAGUUCAAGGCAAAGGCAUGGCUAAAACUUGGAUGGUGGAAUUUGUAUUUUUUGGUAGUCCCCUCUCUAGUAGUCAUUCCAAAGAACAAGGUGUACGAAGACCAGUCUAUUUUCAAUAUGAAAUGGGAACAGCCGACACCGUCUCUCGUACUGUAGAUGCCUUAUUACAUGACUGGGCACAAAUAGUGCAUUUGUAUUCACUUGUUCAUGAUUUAGCUGAAUAUUUCAAAAUGGAGAAGUACAAUUUACGCAACAUGGUUAGCAUUAAGUCUUAUAGUUAUAGCAAGUUAGUUCUUGCAUAUGGUCCAAAUCAUGCUGCAAUUGUAACUGUACAAUGGAAUGAUAAAGCAAAUUUCAAACUAGUAUUUGGUAGAAGUCCAACCAAUACAGUGACUAAUGCGCAUUCUAUAAUGAAGGAACAGCUAGAAGCCCAUUUAAAUAGACAUAAGAAUUUGGCACAAAUUAUUCAUAUACUUAAUGAAACGCUUCAGCCGCUUACGUCGAUCAGUAAAUUACCGACAAUCCCUCAGUUAUGCGUGCAUGCGGUAAGUGCACGCGCAUAUCUGCCUUUUUUUGGUUCAGACUUACGGAUAAAUUCCUCUCUACAGAGACCACGAGUGCCAGUACAAACGUUUACUAUAAUGCCACAAUGUGUCACUUUAGUAAAGAUAGCGUAUCAAGGCAUGUAUUGUUUGGAAUUACGUUUGCGCGGCGGAGGUUUGGUGAGUUUACGUGACGGUGCUUAUAGUCAUUUUGACAAAAGUAACGUCGUCGACGAGUUCACACCCACGCAAGGCUUAAAGGCGUUUUUGUCGAAAUAUGUCGAUGAGAACGCGGUAUUUAGAAGAAGAUCUCAAUCGGAGGACGAUAAUCCACCGUCCCCCGUCACUAUGGAUAGCGAUGGUGGUGGAAGCAACGUAGGAGGGUUCUUAGGACAUCACAGAAGCGGACCGCAAUCGCCCGCGCAACAGCGUGAAGGUCUAAGAUUUCAUCCGCCACUCACACCACCAUCCGGCAGUAAUCCUCACACACCGGCCAGUCCUCAUACUACAAAUAUAUCCCAGGCCAGUCAACAUCAAAGUUUCGGAAGCAGUCCCGCAACAUCGUUUAAUUUAGCAUCCCCGCCAUCGUUACCACCGAAUACACCUAACAUGUUACCACAUCCAUCUCCUGGCUCGGGACUCGUUGCAAACAGUCCUCUAAAUCCAAUGCAUGUUCCUAGUCCGGCUGGUCUUAUGCCAACAUCGUCACCUGGACCUUGUAGUAAUGUUCAAGUAGGACAUUCGCCUGCUGGUUCAUUCAUGCAGACAGGUCAUAUCGAUGGUAGUCCUUUUCCAUCUUCUCAAAGUAUGGCCUCACCGGCUGCUUCCAAUUGGCCUGGAUCGCCGAGUGUACCAAGACCAUCUCCUGCGAGACCUGGGCAAAGUCCGGGUCAUGUGGCACUGCAUAGCCCGCAAGCCUCUGAUCACAAGACCGGUAGUCACAUGUCCCGAGUAUUACCGCCGAGAUCUUGGGCUGGCGCCGUACCGACGCUUCUCACGCACGAAGCGCUAGAAUCGCUUUGUUGCGCCUCACCGCAUCCAUCCGGCUUACCCGGUCCGGAUAUGUCACCGCUUGAGAGAUUUCUGGGUUGUGUCUACAUGAGGAGACAAUUGCAACGCUUUAUUCAGACAGACGAUUGUGUGACUGGUAUCAAUAGUACCGAACCUGGCGUAGUACAUUUUAAAGUCGAAAGCUUACAAUGUAGAGUUGGAUUAAAUCCGCAAUAUUUCCAAUCUCUUCACAUCAAAGUGCAACCACUUCCAGAGUACAAAGAUCAGUGGACUCUGGAAGAGUUACAAAUUAUAGAAAAAUUCUUUGAUACACGAGUCGCUGCUCCGCCUUAUAAACACAACACACUAUCUGGUUUCGGCAGAAUGCUCAAUAUACGUUUCAAGGUGCUGAAAGACUUUGUGCAAAUAAUGAAGCUAGAGUUAGUCCCCGGUCUUGUGCAGCAACAGCAACUGAAAUGGUCCGUGCAAUUGUGCUUGCGUAUUCCACCUUCUACCGGACAGAUUGUGCCCCCGGGAUCAGAGGGAGUGCAUGUUUGCAGAAGCAAAAUUUUAUUCUUUUUACAACUUACGAGAAUAGGUAUGUCAUAUCCGGGAGAAACGUCCUUCGUACUACCAUUUGUAUAUGAUGUCACGACAAAUGUAACGCAAUUGGCGGAAAGAAGAGAUCUUAAUAUUAGUCCAGCGAUUACGGCAGCGUCUAUGCAGUUAAAGAGAUUCGCCGACUACGGGGCAAAUCAAUCGGAAUGUUCGUUAUUUCCUUCUGUAAGGGAUCUUUUAGCUAAUUUCACAUUACCAUCGGAACCGCCGGUUAUAUCACAGGUUGUGGCAUCUCCUGCGGGAAAUCAGGUACCUUCUACACAGCAGAUUCAAAACGCAGCGAUGCAAAUGCACUCGCCUAUGGCUGGCGGCCAAGGACCACCGCAGGGACCAUACGGAAUCCAGAGUAUGCCACCGAUGAGUAUGAUGGGCGGUCCGCCUCAAUAGGACUUGCUUUACUCUCCUAAUCCCCUUUGUCUGCCGAAUCAUCCGACGUGGAUGAAUUAGGAAUGUAAAUGUAAUGUUCGGUCCCUUUAUUAGAGGACGCGCACGUUUAUUCCAUCACGAGCAGAUUUACAUUUUAUGGGGAAGAUUUUAGGAGAGAUAGAUAGCGCUAUACGUUUGCCACAUUCAACCCGAGAAAGAUAGAGAGAAAUAGCAAGAAAAUUGUUGAGCUGUUCUUGUAGAUAAUCUGGCAUCUCUGAAAUUGCUAUUAAAGAUACACGUAUAUCUUAUCAUCAGCUAAAAAUCGACUAUGUAUGUGUGUACACUGUUCAUGAUAAGUAUAAAACGCUGAAAAGAAUGUAUAAAUUGUAUUAUAUGGAUAACUAAAGGAGAUAGCUAAAGGAAAUUUAAUAGAGAAUUAUUGCCAAUAAUUGUCAUGAAAAAUUUUUUUUUUAUUUACAUUCUCCUUGAUAUUAGCUGAUAUUCUUCAUUAAAAGUUAUCUGUAUAUAAAUAGAGUACAAAUCUGUUAUUGAGAUAAGUAUUCUUUUGUAACAUAUAAGCAAUCUGAUGUAUCAAAAUGUGAAUAUGAAAGAAUAAAAUUCACAUUGUUGCAAAUUACAAAACAUUUACAAAAAUGCAAAUGUAAAAAUAUUCACAAGUUCAUAGACGUAUUAAGGAUAAAACGUACUGUAUGUCUCCUGAAGUAUAGUAUUUAUGGACACGAUUCUAUUUUUUAAAGAAUGAAUAUGUUUAAUAUUAUUUUACGAAUAAAUGUGUAGAAAUCUAAAUGUUUAUACAAAAGAUAUGAAAUGAAUUUUAAAAAAUGUCUAACUUUAUACUUACUCGUCCGUUUUAUAAUAUGUGAACAAAGAAUCUAUUUACAUUUAAUUAUUUUCAUAAUCGUUGUUGGAAUGAAUCGAUAAAAUAAACCAAUUUGCACCAACAUUGCAUACUUUAUCUGGAAUUUAUGAAUAAUAUAAAAUUUUUAUUUUGGUUCUGCGUGUACAGCUCUUUUUUACAAAAAACAUGUAAUACUCUUAACAAAAAUCAAUCGUACUAUAUUCUUAAUAUAUGUAAUUGUACAAUAUAUACUCAUACAGUUAAUAAUAAUAUAUUGGAAUACAACUGUAUAUCGAUAAUCGCAUCUCAAAUAUAUGUACACUUUUAGGUCAGGUAUCAGUCUCUGUAUAUAAAAUUUGAAUACAUCUUGAUACAACUAUUUAAUGAAUUCUGAAUUGCAUCAAAACAAAAAUGAAUAUACCUAUUAAAAAUCUUAAACUUUGAACUUAAAUUAAGCAAUAUCAUGUGUUUUGGACCGUGGAUCUAUGUUGUUUUGUCCUUUUU